Molecule: messenger RNA, 1008 nt
Organism: Manduca sexta (tobacco hornworm)
Lineage: Eukaryota; Metazoa; Arthropoda; Insecta; Lepidoptera; Sphingidae
Product: SH3 domain-binding protein 1-like
Exons: 3
Coding region: 1-1008 (335 amino acids)
Source: RefSeq, a predicted model, not a curated record
AUGGAAUCUAUCAAUUUAAAACCCAACGAAAUUUUUGACGCGUUUGCCCCUCGUGUUCCGACGGGAGAGGCGGAGGUCGGAGGGCGCAAGCCCAACGACGGUGAGGCGGUGGAGAAGUGCAUGGGCGACAGGCCCAUGCAACCAGAGUCGGCCGCCAUUGCCCGUCUGGAAGAGGAGAGAAAGAAGUGGCGCGAAAACAGCGAGCGCCUGGAGGAGAGCGUAAAGCGGCUAGAAGAGGAAAACUCCUCCCUCCGCCGUCGGCUCGAGGACCUGGAAGCGUCAAACAACUCCAGGACCACCACGGAGGACAUGCUGGCCAUGGUGGAGGCAAGGGUGCAGGCCCGACUAGACGAAGAGAAAAUCCACCCCGGGGAUAUACAACUCCCCGUGACAGGGGGACUGGUGGGAGGCCCGCAGCCCAAGACCAAGAAGGAGAAAGGGAAAGGCAAGAAAACAGCCUCCGCUCACCCAACCCCCGCUCCCGUGGCCGGACCAUCCAGCGCGCCGCUGCAAGACAUCGCUGGGCCCUCCACGGCGGCGGCUGGCAGCCCAGCACAGCCUGCCACCAAGAGAAAGCAGGCGAAGACCGCCCCAAAUAACAAAACAGCGUCGGGCCCCAAGCCCCAAAAGGGCGUUAAGAAGACGGCACCGCCCCCUCCGGAACCCCGCCCAUUGCCGCCAGCUCCGGCCUCAAUGGAGGCACCGUGGACUGAGGUCGUAAACCGGAAAAGAACAAGACCAGCGCGACUAGAACCCCCGGCGCCGCGGCAACCGGCAAAACGCCCCGAGCCGAAGCUCCGGCCGCCGAAGUCAGCCGCAGUCACCAUCUCGCUGACACCUGCGGCCAUUGAGAAAGGCCUUACCUACGCUGGGGUGCUAACAAACGCCCAACAGCGAGUGGACCUUAGUGGCCUCAAUAUAGACAGGCUCAAGCCGAAAUACGCGGCAACGGGGCCAUGCUUUACGAGGUCCCAGGAGCCGAAUCGGAACAGAAGGCCGAUGCCCUAG